AUCACCUCGUCACUCUCACUCUUUCUUUCUUUCCUUCGUAAAUCAAUCUUCACAGACUCCUACAGUGUACAUCCAACACACUUCUCCCUCCCAAUUUCCCCUUUAAAUUCCCUCAUAAAACCCUAACCCUAAUUCUUUCUCCUCCCCAAAUUCUCCCCUCCCAGAUAAAUCAAUCGAUUUUUUCUUAGAAUUCAACAAUGGCGCCAAAACGAUCACGUCUCGCUCGAUCGUCGAGUUCCAGUAACAGCAUUGUCUUCCCCGAUCAAUUUCACGACUCCACCUCUGUGAAACAGUGGUUGUCACUUCGUCCUCCUCCAGUACCUUCGCCGGCGAUUCUAACAGUUCCGGUGACAAUGGCGGCGGAGAAUAAUCAGCCGCCGAUUGCGAGGCACACUCCACCGGUGAAUAUUUGUCCGGCGGUUGUUCCGGAAACUACGCCGGUUGAUAAUCGGCCGUCGAUCUUUUCGAUAUCUUCACCUGAACGUGAUCCAGUUGAUCGGAAGUGGGAUGAAUUAGUGCCGUUUGGUAGCUUCCUUCAGAAGUGUUUUUAUUGUAAGAAGAAGAUUGGUAAAACCAUGGAUGUUUUCAUGUACAGCAACUUGCGAGCCUUUUGCAGCAAUGAAUGUCGCACGAAAUACAUUGAAAUGGAAGAAGAUCUACAGAGACUAACUCUUACACCGAUGAUGAAGUCAACAAAGCGUAGGUCAGGGAAGAUGGCUGCUGUCUAGGUUAUGUUGUGGUUACUUAGAAUUAUUAUUACAUAUGGAAGUGGCAAAGCUUUUCAAGUUUUUCGGAUAAGCUGGCCACUUUCUAGUGCAGAAAUAUAUAAAAUGGUUAAUUUUAAUACUUAGACAAUCUAUUUUCUCAGGAACUAAUUGAGGGUUCUGUACAGCUCUGUAGUUCCUGUCUGGUUUAUUGAAAAGAUAGUGACUUUUAGUUUUAGAGGCUUCUUAAAUCAGUAAAUUUUUUUCUGAUUGAGAAGAGAAAAUAGAAGGUAUUGGAGUAGGGUAAUUGUGCCUCUCCAACAUAAAUAUAUAUGUUUGUUGCUCGAAUAAUUUAAUGGUUUUUUUUAAUACGAAAACUAUGUUGGUUCUCUGUU
Messenger RNA from Spinacia oleracea (spinach), 1099 nucleotides. RefSeq lists its product as uncharacterized. The coding region runs from base 198 to 728 and encodes 176 amino acids. The transcript has 2 exons. NCBI's taxonomy places the organism in Eukaryota, Viridiplantae, Streptophyta, Magnoliopsida, Caryophyllales, Amaranthaceae. The record is from RefSeq and is a predicted model, not a curated record.